AUGACACGGGUUCCGACAACAUUGCCGCCGCCAUACACGGCGCUUCCUGGUACACCCGCUGGAUCUAUAAGACCAACGGCCGACCACUUCACCAAGACGUCCGAGAUCCUUGUCGGAACUGGCUCAAAGUCAACGCGCUUCCUCUUGCAUACCUCGCUGCUCACCCAGCAAUCUCCCUACUUCCGCGUCGCCCUCACAGGCCCCUUCCUCGAAGCCACAGACCAGUCUAUCCGCUUCGAUGACGUGUCCGUGGAAAUCUUCGAGCUCCUCGUCAGCUGGCUCUACACAGGCGCCAUCAAGCCGGUCCCUUUCAAAGACGGCAAACCCGCCUACUACACGCUGCUGCAUCUAUACAUCCUCGCGGACCGCUUCUGCUUCGAGGGCCUGCGCAACCACAUUGUGGAUAUGAUGGCGGACCUCGCUGACUCGACCAACAGCGUGCUCACGCCGUCGGACACGCGCAUCCUGUACAACGACAUCGACGAGGGUGCCAAGAUCCGCCAGCUCGUGCUCGACCUGUUUGCGUUCAAGAAGACGGACAAGCUUCUCGCGACGCAUGCGGAUACCUGGCAUGCCAAGUUCCUGCGCGACUUGUGCGUACGGUUGAAGAAGCCGUGCAGCCAGGCCAUGCAGAGACAUCGCCUGAGGGGGUUCUUGCCGCUGAGCUGGCAUACGACGCGGUCAUGUGAAAACUGCAGGGCUGUGCUGCCGCCGAGGAUUGGGGCGGUGGGGUGCGAUGAGUGUUGUUGUGCGUGGUGUAUACGAUGUUACGAGGAGGGGGUUGGGGUGGCGAGUUGGGAGGAUGGAAGGGGCGGAGUGCUGGAUGGGGGGGACGAAGGAAAGGGUGUGGCGAGGAGGAGGAAGGCGUGUUAUGGGCGGCGGUGGGAGAGCUGCAAGCCGUGGAGGGGGAGCAGGUGCGUGGUGUACCAUGAGCACAAGGAGACAGAGGCCUGUGGUGAUGUCUUCAUGGGAAGAUGA
Messenger RNA from Paraphaeosphaeria sporulosa, 978 nucleotides. RefSeq lists its product as uncharacterized. The record is from RefSeq and is a predicted model, not a curated record. Gene Ontology annotation, molecular function: protein binding. The coding region runs from base 1 to 978 and encodes 325 amino acids. The transcript is spliced from 2 exons. NCBI's taxonomy places the organism in Eukaryota, Fungi, Ascomycota, Dothideomycetes, Pleosporales, Didymosphaeriaceae.